GUUGCUUUCUUCAUUGAGUAAUCUAAAUAAUUAAUACGAAGUGGUGUUUUGUGGUUAAUGAUCGCAUUAAGUUAGUCGGAAGACAUUCGCGAGUGUUAUUAUAUUGGAGUAUUCAAUAAACAAAGUGUAUCUGCCUAUUUUCGCUUCGUGCUGGGAAGCCGCUUCAUAACUCAAAAGUUUAUGCGGACUUUUGAGUUAAUUCGUUUGGGGUUCGGAGUAGGAGUCUACUCCGAGGGUGGGGGCUUAGGUUUCAUCAUCAUCACCUUUCAUCAUUUCAUUAAUCAUCAAGAAAAAAAAUACGUCAGACAUGGCUGUAUGGGCAUAGUUCCCUUUGCCUUACCCUUCGGGGAAAACCAAAACAAAAAAAAAAUGAGAUGUCGGUCAUUGUAAUCAAAAAUCAAAACAUUGCGGUUCUUGAUUUUUAGUUUUUUGCUUAUUAAUUCUUAAUAAGUAAAUUAUACAUAGGCAGUAUCGUUUAGUGGUAUAAAUGAAAUGUCGUCUCCGACAUUGCUCUGUAUUCAAAAUCUUUCGUAUUGCAGUACAAGCAAAGAUGUUCCGAGUUGGAGACUCAAAUGCUGGAGACUACGCCUCGUAGCGAACCAUCGUACCGGCAGCCAGCGAAGACUUCUAUUGCGCUGCCGCCGCCGCCGGUGACAUCUUCCUCGAGCGCUGACUCUCGCAGGGAUGAGACCAUCAGGGACUUGGAAACAGCUUUGAGGAGACUUGAUGAGGAGAAGCGCAAGUGUGAGAAGCUGGUGACCCAGAACAACCUGCUCCGUGACCAACUGGAGGAGUCCCACCAGCUCAACGAGGCUCUGACUAAUGACCUGCAGAAGCUCACCAAUGACUGGGAGACACUCCGCGACGAGAUGGCCAUCAAGGAAGACGAAUGGAAGGAUGAAGAACAGGCCUUCAACGACUACUACUCAGGCGAGCACAACCGCCUGCUCAGCCUGUGGCGUGAGGUGGUCGGCGUGAAGCGCUUCUUCUCAGAACUACAGACGUGCACGGAGCGUGAUCUGUACCGGGUUAAGAACGACUUCGAUUCUGCGGCCAGGGAGCUUGUUGGAACGCUAAGUGGGUUCGCUAUCAAUGCUUAUGCCAGUGGACAUGGGAACAAGCCGGACCCGCACCAUCAACCCGCGCCAGGCUACUCCCCCGGCUACGACUCCGCCCCCUCCGUAACAGUGGAGACUCUGCGCGUGGAAUUGCGUGAUGUGACGUCACAGCGGGACUCGGCGCUCGCUGAGCUCCGCGAGAGGGACACGCGGAUACAACGCCUGCUCGGAGAGCUGCAGGGACUGGAGGAGCGUUGCGAUUGCGCAGAGACGUUGUGUUCGGAAGCCAACGUGAUGCGCUCGGCGCUGGAAGAGAUUGCGCGCGCACUCAUACACGACUCUGAGACCGACGUUGUUCCAUCUAGCGUGCACUUGUCUGAUCGAUCACCAAAACGCAGCGUGCCUCAGUCAGCUAACGCAACAGCGUUCGCGGAGAGCUCGAUAUCGGCAGUACAAGCAGCUCUGCACAAGUACCAGAUCCAGAUCCACGAGCUGCAAGUGAAGCUGCAGAACGCGCGGGAGCAACUCGCCGGCGCCAGGAAGCAUUGCGACGCGGCUGACCAGACUAUAGGACAGUUGGAGGGCAAGGUGCACGAUUUGCAAGUGAAACUGGACCAAGCUAACGCGGAUUUGAACCAGCAGACGCAAGAGAAGGAGUCUUUGCAGAAAACUGUUGAAUCUCUGCGCAUAGACAAGAACAACUUGGAGAGGAACAGAGUCGAAAUUAACGCUAUGGUAGAGUCUCUAACGUCAGACUACGAGAAACUUCAGAAGAUCAACUCCCGCUUAGAGAAGACCAUAGAGUCUCUGGAAAAUGAGAAGAGGAAUCUCAACUCUGAAGUGGACCACUUGCAUCGCGAGGCGCAGACCAGGGAGACUGUUCUGAGAGCGGAAGAAGAGCGUUCAUCACGCUUCCGCGGAGAGCUGGUGACAGUGAGAGAGGACCUGAACAAGACAGCCUUGGCCAAGGACUUGCUGGAACAACAGAAGAUGGAGUCAGACGCUAUAAUAUCGCAGAUGGAGAAACAUAGGAGUGACCUUGAGAUCGAGCUAGAGAGAACUCUCAUAGAGAGAGGUGACCUGCAAGAUCUGGUGGAGAAACUCGAGUCUGCCAUCAGAAACUUGGAGUGUGACAAGAAGAAACUGCUAGAAGAUGUUAAACAGCUAGAAGACGAGAAAUCUUCCCUCUCAAGCCAGACAUCAGAGCAACAAGGGGAUCUCAACUCCUUGCGUAAAGAACUACUAGCCGCAGAACAAACAAGGAUGGAACUCGAGGCAGACAAGGCUUCGCUCUAUGAGAAGAUCAAGUUCUUAGAGACUGAAAGGGAGAGAGUUGAGCUGGAACUGCGUCAGGUAGCUAGGGAACGCGGCGAGCUGAGCUCCCAACUAACAGCCAUGGUCCGUAAGAAGGAUACAUUAAACGAAGAGAUCAUUCGCUUACAACAGCGACUCGAACAGGCCAAUGAGACCAUAGGACGCAUCAACAGAGCGCUCGAAGACCAUGUCAAGGAUGGGGAGGAGAAACAGAUGUUUAUAGACAGCCUGGAGAAAGAGAAGCAUCACCUGCAAGAGCAGCUGGCGGGCGUGCGGUCGGAGAAGGAUGCGCUGGAAGCCGUCCUGUUUGAUACUGCCAACAUGCUGGAGGACGCCGACAACAAGCGAGCCAAGCUCGAGCAGGAGCUGCAGGACACACUGGUGCAGUGCGAGAAUUAUAAAGGUCAGAUCACCCGUCUUACUAAAGACCUGGAGAACAGCGAGAAGAAGCUACGAGACACACGAACCUCGCUUCAAUCACAAGCUGGGAAGAAGGAGGCAGAAUACCAGCAAGUGCUAACCAAUCUGCAACGCACAAGCGCUACUAACAUCAACAAGCUUAAAGAGGAAAAGGAACAACUCCGUCAAACCCUAGAACAGAAGUUGAGUCAGACCAUUGCUGCUUUAACAAGCGAGAAGGAGUCAUCGGAAGCCAAUGCGAGGGAGCGAGAGAAGAAACUGUUGCUCGCGAGAGACCAGCUGAUACUGCAACAUGACGAGGCUAUGCUGCGCGCUGAGAAUGAUAAGCAGCAGGCUUUGCUAAUGGCACAUCAAGAACAGCAAGCGCUCAUAGAACGCUUAGAAGAACUGAAGCGUGCGCUGGACUGCGAACAGAACAAGUUAGAACGUGUUCGCAGAGACGCGCAGGCGCGGGCCGAUCAGGACCGGACGUAUGUCAACCAGCUGAAGGAUGAGCUGGCUGCACUGAAGACACGACUUGAUGAGGCUAAGGCGGCGGCUGAGGAUGAAUGCGCUCGCUUCGAGAAUCGCAUCAAGGAGCUCCACCUGGAGAAAGAGGCCGUGACCCGCGAGUGUACCGAGGUGCGCGCGCAGCUGUCGCUGGCCGAGGACAAGUACGACAACGCGUACGCGCAGCUGCAGGACACCAUACGCAAGCUCAAGGAGUUGGAAAACGAAGCAGAUAGUCUUCGCAAAGAACUGACAGAUGUGCGUCGCCAGCUGAGCAACUGUAUAGCCGAGCGCGACAAGUAUAGCGCUAGUUGUCGCGACCUGCGCGAUCACGUCAAACGGGCCGAGCACGAACGUCGCGAAGCCGCCAGGCAGACGGACGAGGCAUACCACAAAAUCACCAGUUUAGAAGAGAACCGCACGACUCUUGAGCUAGAGGUGUCUCGUCUUCAGACGUUGCUCAAGGAAGCGGAAUCGGGCGGCGAACAUGUGACGCGCUCGCUCAAAGCCACCGAAGCGCAGUUGAAGAGGGAACGCGCUGCUUUGGAACAAGCUAACCAUGAUAUCAAGGAGUUGCAUUCCAGACUCCAAAACGAGACAGAAGAACGCGAGCGUUGCGCUAACGAAGCAGCUGCAGCACGAAGGCACGGCGCUGAGUUAGAAGCAAUGCUGGGAGCCGCUAGGGCUGACCUCGCUGCUUGUCGCCAACGAGGAGCUGAGCUGGAGGAAGCUUGCCGGGCCAGGGACCAGGAACUGGUGUUGCGACUCGAAGAUUGCCGCUCGAAGGAGCGUCGCUUAGAGGAGCUCAAACACAACUUGGAGGUGUGUCUUGCUGACGCCACGCAGCAGAUCCAAGAGUUGAAGGCCCGUCUCGGAGGCAGCGAAGGCCGCUGCCGCGCGCUAGAAGCAUCGCUUUCUCAAUGCGAGAACGGCAAACGCGAAGCCGAAGCCAAGUUGUCAUCGAUAGUGCACGCGCUGCGGCGAGUGUGUGGCGUGCAGGCCGACGGGUCGGUGCAGGCGGCUGCCAGGAGGCGGCUCGCUAGCCCCGCCAGGAGAUAUAGUCCGCAUAGAGGUCGUGAUCACUCAGAAGACCGCAACGAAAUCAUAGACGUGGACCCGGAAAUGAUCAAGAAAGGCGUUCGCAAUCUGAUGCACGAAGUGUGCCAAAUAGAGAGAGAACGGGACGACUUCAAGUCUCAGAUGAACAUGCUGAAGAAACAGUUGAAGGAGGCGACCGACCAACAGGGCAAGGGUGAAGGGAAGUUACAGUCGGUUACCAGCAACCUGAGGAAUAUCCAGGAGGAGAAGGCUCGUUUGCAGAGCACAGUUGGCCAGAAAGAGGCGCAGUUGAAUGCUUUGAACGAACAAGCUCAAGCGAAGACAGUGGAGAUCAGUAACCUGAGAGACAAGAUCACCAGCUUGGAAGCUGCUUUGAGCUCAGUCUCAGAAGAGAAGGUACAGAAUGAGAACAAAUCUGAAAAUCUCCGUGUACAACUAGCAGAACGCGUGCAAGAGGUCGGGCAGUUGCGUGAAGCUUUGGCAGCUGCUGAAGGUCGCGCAGCGCGUUUGGACGUGAGGAGAGCUCAACUGGAGGGCGACAUCCAGCGCGCCGCUGUCGCUGCCAGAGAUAGAGAUCAAGCUUUGAAGAAACUCCAAGAACGCUGCGAAGGUUACACCCGCACGAUUGCCUCUCUGGAAGACAGAUGCACGUCUCUCAAAGGCACAGUAGAGCAGCUGUCUACGUCGCUGCAGAAGGCAGCGACGGCCGAGAGCGAGCUGCGAGCGGAACUGAGCAAGACGCAGCGGAUGCUCAACGAAGCCAAGAACAACGAGCAUAACGCUGUCGACAAGCUGAGGCAGAUUCAGAAGAGUAUUGCCAACUGCGAGAAUGAACGUCGUGUACUAAGCGAGAAACUGGAGAGUGCUAAGACGGCGUUAGGCGAACUGAAGCGAAUGAAUGCGACACUAGAAGACCAAGUGCACAGACUGACUAACCAGCUGGCCAACGUAGAAGUACAGAGGUCCGGGCUAGAGUCGCAGCUCCGCAUGACGACAUGGGACGGUAAGGAGAGCAACGACAGCGAGUUGGAGCGAGAACUACACGCGUUGCAGCGCGAGCGAACCGAGAUGAAAGCCAAGUGCGACGCUUUACAGGAUGCCGUACGUAAGAUGGAGGCAGAUCGCCGCAUGCCACGGCCGUCCGCUCUACGAAGCAAGAGCCACGAUAGAACCGAGAAGAGCGUCUACUAUUCAGACUUGGAUUCAGGCCCAGAUUCAACGAAGGACUCAUCAGGUCGUUACAAGGAGCCGCCUAGUUGCACGUGCAAAGGCAAGAGCUUCUCCACUGAAUUGAGCCUCGUGGAGCUGGAGAAUAGAGAGCUGAAGAUGAAGAUACGGCGCCUCGAGAAGGAACUCUCUGAUAAGGAAGCAGAGCUGUCAAUAGCCCGCAACCGCUACCUGACGGACCUGUCGAGCGUGUCUCCGAACAUGCGCGAGGACGUGGAGCACUACCGCCAGGCGGCGCUGCAGGCUGAGAGGCUGCUUGAAGCCAGGGAGGCCAGCCACCGGCAGCAGAUCGUGAGGCUGGAACAUCAGGCGUCCCAGCUUCGCGCCCAACUAGCGGCCGAGAUCCGUCGCCGGCAAGCCUACGUGGCUCGCAGCGGCCGCGCCGCCAGGGACGUGCAGCGCCUGCGCAGUGCCUUGGGUGACUCUUUGCGUACUGUGUCCCAGGACCCGGCGCUGGACUCGUACACCUUGGAACACGAGGCGCGGAAACUGGAUAGUACUCUCGCCCACAGCCUUCCACCACUUAACGACAGCUACGAUUCCUCCAAAUAAACCACCACUUCACACCAGCAUAUGCCAAACUACAAACAACCAUAGUCGAGUAUAACGCUAAUGGCUAAGGAAGAUUUGUAAGACUUAUCAACUAUCAUAGACUGUGAAAGGGUUCGCGGAGUGUAACGCCUCAUCAUCAUCUCCCUAGCAUUAUUCCAGGGUCCGCUUACGUAACCUGA
Messenger RNA from Pectinophora gossypiella (pink bollworm), 6298 nucleotides. It is a transcript of the gene Root, whose product is annotated as rootletin. The transcript is spliced from 35 exons. The coding region runs from base 573 to 6119 and encodes 1848 amino acids. The record is from RefSeq and is a predicted model, not a curated record. NCBI's taxonomy places the organism in Eukaryota, Metazoa, Arthropoda, Insecta, Lepidoptera, Gelechiidae.